UCUGUACAAAUGUAGGUAGGAUUGUAAGAUGUUUACAUUCUGUUAAAUGUGGUCAAUUUUGCACACACAAAAAUAAACAAAAUUUAUUUAAUUUUUAAUUUAUUUCUAACGAUCAGUGGAGUUUGUAACGAAGGAAAUAGAAUGAAUGCAUCGCAGAAAUUCAUUAGUGAAUUUCGUGAGAUUUUCAAGCUGUUUGACAAAGAUGGCGAUGGUGCAAUUUCAACGAAGGAACUGGCUACUGUGAUGCGGUCGUUGGGACAAAAUCCCACCGAGCAAGAAAUCCGGCAGAUGGUGAAAAUGGUCGACGCUGACAAUGAUGGUGAGGUAGACUUUGAUGAAUUUAUGAAGCUCAUUGCACGUAAACUCCAGAGUGUGGAUAUAGAGGAGGAGAUUUUAGAAGCGUUCCGAGUGUUCGAUAAAGAUGGCAACGGUUCCAUUUCGAAAGAUGAAUUGCGAUUCGCUAUAACAACACUGGGUGAAAAGGUCAAAGAGAAUGAACUUGAUGACCUCAUGAGAGCGGCAGAUCUGAAUGGAGAUGGACAAAUUAACUAUAGUGAAUUUGCAAAGAUGAUUGCUCCAUAAAAAGAACGUUCUACGAUUAAAACUACUGAAUGCGUUUUUAUUGGUUUAAUAAACGUUUAGAGGUCGGCCAUGUUUGUCUGUAAAUACUAAAUUGGUAUAUUUUACUACUAAUGAACCCCGCUUCUAUAUGUGUUCAAUUUCAUUUUUCUUAUCUGAAUAAAUUAAGGAGCAUUUAUUGAAAUAUAUUGAUAUAUACGAUGA
Messenger RNA from Mercenaria mercenaria, 783 nucleotides. RefSeq names its product neo-calmodulin-like. Bases 142 to 582 code for a protein of 146 amino acids. The record is from RefSeq and is a predicted model, not a curated record. The transcript has 4 exons. Lineage: Eukaryota; Metazoa; Mollusca; Bivalvia; Venerida; Veneridae. Gene Ontology annotation, molecular function: calcium ion binding; enzyme regulator activity; protein binding.